AUGGAAAUGACUGCAUUGCGAGUGUUGGCUAGAGUUCCCGGUUCUAUAUAUACGGAUCUCAUGAGAAAUAAUAUCCUCAAAGAGGAUCCUUAUUAUGGGAGCAAUGACUUCAACUAUAAGUGGGUUUCUUAUGAUAACUGGACUUUUGAGAAGAUAUUCAAUGCCGAUGAAAGUGUUAUUAACAAGAAUGGAGUAUAUCUUGUUUGCCACGGUUUGGACACAAUCAGUAAAAUAUAUUUAAACGAUGUCUUUAUCGGAAGCACUGAUAAUAUGUUCAUUCGAUAUAAAUUCGAUAUAAAACCCAACUUAAGAUUAGGACAAAAUUUAAUUAGGAUUUCAUUUGAAUCGGCCGUCACUUACGCCAAGAAGGUUCACGACCAGCACAUCCACACACGAUAUAUAGUACCUCCAGAAUCGUCUCCUUUUGUUCAGAGAGGGGAACUCCACGCAAAUUAUAUCCGGAAAAUGCAGUCAUCAUUUAGUUGGGAUUGGGGACCGUCUUUCCCAACACAAGGAAUUUGGAAGAAUAUUGAAGUCGAAGCCAUCGAUUCGGCCAUAAUUAGGGAUAUUUCUGUCAAAACAAUUCCUCUAAAUAAUGACAAAUGGGUUCUCAAUACUACACUCUAUUUUGAGUCUAUAUAUAGAAGUUCUUUUGAGGCAUUGCUUCAAAUAUCCAUUUAUAAUACACUUCUAUACAGAAGUCGUGUCCAGUUGAGCCCAUCAUCCGAUGGCAGCGCAACAAUGAAUCUCCAAAUCCCAGUGAAUGAGUCGAUUGUUAUUCACAAGUGGUAUCCCAACGGAAUGGGAUCUCAAAUGCUAUACGAGCUCAGAGUGGCACUCACCACAACUGAAGAAACUUUUGACAAAAGCAUUAAAAUUGGAUUCAGAACUAUUGAGUUGAUUCAAGAUCCCAUAAAUCCAAAAGGAUUGACAUUUUAUUUCAGAGUAAAUGGACUGCCAUUAUAUGCAAAGGGAUCAAAUUGGAUACCGGGCCACAUCUUCCAAGAGUCGCUGACUACUGAAUAUUUAAGAAAUUUAUUGCAAUCGACUCGUGAGGCCAAUAUGAAUAUGUUGAGGGUUUGGGGCGGAGGGGUGUAUGAGUCGGACGAGUUCUAUGAGAUGGCCGAUGAGUUGGGAGUACUUAUUUGGCACGACUUCAUGUUCGCCUGUGCUCUCUAUCCAGUCAACGAUGAGUUCCUCAUAUCAGUCAACACUGAAAUCACACAACAGGUCCGCCGCCUUCAACAUCAUCCGUCCAUUGCUUUGUGGGCCGGUAGGUGGAAUAACGAGAACGAGGCAGCGCUGGCACAGAUGUGGUGGCCCGAGAUUUUCAUGAAUAGGCAAAUAUAUACCAGAGAUUACAUCAAACUCUAUGUGGAAGUCAUCCGAGAGAUUGUGCUCAGAGAAGACAAUUCUCGACCCUAUCUAACCUCGAGUCCGUCCAAUGGUUUGGAGACAAUCAAAAACAAUUGGCUGUCAAACGAUCCCCAAAGUAAUAUCUACGGCGACGUCCACUUCUACUACUACGCGCCCGAAGCCUGGGUUUCGCCUGUGCUCUCUAUCCAGUCAACGAUGAGUUCCUCAUAUCAGUCAACACUGAAAUCACACAACAGGUCCGCCGCCUUCAACAUCAUCCGUCCAUUGCUUUGUGGGCCGGUAGGGAAUAACGAGAACGAGGCAGCGCUGGCACAGAUGUGGUGGCCCGAGAUUUUCAUGAAUAGGCAAAUAUAUACAAGAGAUUACAUCAAACUCUAUGUGGAAGUCAUCCGAGAGAUUGUGCUCAGAGAAGACAAUUCCCGACCCUAUCUAACCUCGAGUCCGUCCAAUGGUUUGGAGACAAUCAAAAACAAUUGGCUGUCAAACGAUCCCCAAAGUAAUAUCUACGGCGACGUCCACUUCUACUACUACGCGCCCGAAGCCUGGACAAUCAAAAACAAUUGGCUGUCAAACGAUCCCCAAAGUAAUAUCUACGGCGACGUCCACUUCUACUACUACGCGCCCGAAGCCUGGGAUUGGAAACAGUAUCCGAGCACUAAGUUUGCCUCAGAAUAUGGGUUCCAAUCGUACCCUUCAGUGAAAACUUUAUCCAAAGCUGUCAACUCUUCUGAUCUCAGAUAUCCAUUAACCCCUGAAAUGAGUCAAAGACAACAUCACGGGAACGGAAACUAUGAAAUCACAGCUUUAAUUGAGAAGAAUAUGAAACUUCCGGUCAGCGGAGGGAUCGACAGAUUCAAUGAUUUCGUAUAUUUGUCACAAAUAGCACAAGCGAUGGCUCUUAAG
Messenger RNA from Oppiella nova, 2280 nucleotides. NCBI's taxonomy places the organism in Eukaryota, Metazoa, Arthropoda, Arachnida, Sarcoptiformes, Oppiidae. The record is from the annotation of a GenBank genome assembly.